Molecule: messenger RNA, 927 nt
Organism: Fusarium oxysporum Fo47
Lineage: Eukaryota; Fungi; Ascomycota; Sordariomycetes; Hypocreales; Nectriaceae
Product: lactate/malate dehydrogenase family protein
Exons: 3
Coding region: 1-927 (308 amino acids)
Biological process (GO): carboxylic acid metabolic process
Molecular function (GO): oxidoreductase activity, acting on the CH-OH group of donors, NAD or NADP as acceptor
Source: RefSeq, a predicted model, not a curated record
AUGAAUUUGGUUUCUCAGAUCGCAAUUGUCGGCGUGGGCCAGGUCGGAGGCGCCGCAGCAUACUCCAUCAUCCUUACCUCUUUUGUGAGCGAAUUACUCCUCGUCGACAUCGAUAUCGAUUUGAGAGACGGCCAAGUCCGUGACCUUUCAGACGUGGCCUAUAGUUGUAACAGCAGCACGCGCGUGCGAGCGGCCUCACACCAUGAGGCAGCCAAGGCCGACAUUGUGGUCAUCACAGCUGGAUCCAAGCACAUGAUAGGCCAAACAACCAUCGACUAUACAUCCCGGAACAUGUCAAUUGUUCGGGAAGUAGUUGAGACAAUGAAGCCGUUCAGAUCAGACACAAUCCUGCUUGUCGUGUCAAACCCUGUCGACCUGCUCACGUCCCUCGCUCAUGAAAUCUCCGGACUUCCGACAUCUCAAGUCUUGGGCUCAGGCACAUUCCUAGACUCGGUGCGGCUCCGUGGGCUCAUGGCCAUGCGGGCUGGAAUUGCGGCUAAUUCGAUAGAUAUCCACGUGUUGGGCGUACAUGGAAACUCCCAGGUUGUAGCAUGGUCAGCGGCAACAGUUGCUGGCGUCCCCAUUAACACAUCAAUCCCCCCCAACAUUCUUGACCGUGUCGAGCUUGCGGAUGAAAGCAAGCAUUGGUCGCAGAGCAUAAUCAGAGCUAAGGGUUCGACUCCCUUUGGGCUUGGCUCUAUUGUGUCCAGUUUGUGUGCGUCUAUCUUCUUGGACAAGCGCAAUGUUCGUCCCGUCAGCCAUUUCCAACCUGACUUUGGUUGCUAUUUCAGCUUGCCCGCUGUCAUCGGGAAGAAGGGAGUUAUGAGUACUAUUCAGAUGACGUUGGAUAGUGACGAGGAGGCACAUAUAGCUAAGUCAGCGAAGGAACUGAGCGAAACUAUUGACUGGAUCAAUCGGAAUUAUUAA